ACCAGCGGUGGCCCACAGAGAGCCUCGCACACCGAGAGAGAGACACCGCGGACUCCAUUGCUGCCCCGAGUGCGUUUCUCGCCGGACUUGGUGAUCUCCCCGUAUCUACACCUGCGUGUCUGUCCCGCGCGUCGUGCAACGUACAAAAGUUACACAUAUUCUUUCGCACAUACAUACACACGGCACACACACCGCUCCACGCCCGGAAAAAGUUGCCUGCCUGCCUGCCUGCACUCCGAACGGCAGAUCGUUGCACGGCCGACCGACCGACCGACCGACCGAUCGACUGAGCGAGCGAGCGAGCGAGCGAGCGAUCCGGAGCUGCUUGUGAACAAGUACAACAUACAACGUUUGUUGUCUAGUGUGCGGGUGCGGGUGUUCGCAGCCGAGAAGAGCCUCUCGUGCGUAACCGAGACGUGAAAGAGAAGCCACAAUGGCGGAUCAACUCACAGAGGAACAGAUCGCAGAGUUUAAGGAAGCCUUCUCGCUAUUCGAUAAAGAUGGUGACGGCACCAUAACGACCAAAGAACUGGGUACAGUCAUGCGAUCCUUGGGUCAGAACCCCACAGAAGCCGAGUUACAAGACAUGAUUAACGAAGUAGACGCAGACGGUAACGGAACAAUCGACUUUCCGGAGUUUUUAACCAUGAUGGCACGCAAGAUGAAGGAUACGGAUAGCGAGGAAGAGAUCAGGGAGGCCUUCAGAGUGUUCGAUAAAGAUGGAAAUGGUUUCAUAUCCGCAGCGGAACUCAGACAUGUUAUGACAAAUCUGGGCGAGAAACUCACUGAUGAGGAAGUAGAUGAAAUGAUACGGGAGGCCGAUAUCGACGGCGAUGGCCAAGUUAAUUAUGAAGAAUUUGUCACGAUGAUGACAUCAAAGUGAAUGCAACCUGUGUAACAGAAGAACUUGCGAUUCGGAGUGGUGUUGACGUAUUAAAUAAAUCAAGAAACAGAGAAAAAAAAUAUAUAACAAAUGAGAAUCAACCAGAAAGUGACAAAUCUUAUAUCAGGAUGCGAAGAUGUCUAUAAAGCGCGAAGAGUCAACGUCCGAUACGCGUUAAAAAAAAAUCACCGUUAACGAUAAGUACAGGGCAAUUAAUUGUUUAAUUAAAGAGUUAUACCACUAAAGUCAUUAUCUUUCAAAACACGAAUAUUUACGCGUAUAUACGAGGACACACACAAAACACGUACAUUCAGGAACACGGUACACCGAUUAUACACUUAAAUUGAUAAACACACACAUAUACACGAGGUAUACAUAUUUUACAUUCACACACUCGGAUGUCUUAUUUCCACUGGAUAACACGAAUUGGAAGUGAGAUACGCGAAGACACAAUUGCGCGCGCAUGUGCACCAAAGGAAAAAGUGCAUUUUCCACUUUCCUCUCUUUCUCGACUGCCCUCCCUUCCCUCCUCCUCAACCUUCUAUCCUUCUAUUGUCGCUACCACCCGAUCCUCGCACCUAUCUUCCUGAAACUUUUUUUUUUCACGAAAGGCAUGUCGGAGAAUGUAUCUCUUGGAAAGGGAGAGGAAAUGUGCAUUAGGGGACAAAGUAAAAUCCGAUGUAAGAUAUUGAAACAGCAAAGUUUUAUUUGCCAAUCGAGAGAUUCGUCGGGAUUUUUUUUUUUUUGUAAAUGAGAUACGUGUAUAGCAAAUGAACAUUAGGAUACGUAGCUGCUAUAAUAAUAUCUCUACCGUUAAAAAAAAAAAGAUGCAUGCACAUGUACAAAUGUUUGUUUGUCUCGUGAGAGGGAAUUCGGCCUGGACAUAGUUUUCCAGAAGGGGAGAGGAAAAAAGCGAGAGUAAACAUAUGAUGCUUCAGUCUCUGGGUUAUCGACGACUUACAUGCAAAGCUGGAUCUCUCGAUGCCACAUAACGAAUAACUUAAUUUGUAUAAGUAACGGAGAAGAAAAUUUAUAAAAAAAGAAGGAAAAAACGGGAAAGACACAAAGCAUGAGAGAGAGAGAAAGAAAGAUGUGAUGAAGAGCCUCGAGGAACUCGGAUCUUUACUGUGCUUUCGCGCAUCACGUCUCGCCCGCGGGACUGUGGCGAUAGGCUUGUGUUGGAUCGUUAGUACGAGUUGCGACGAUCGUUUAAGAGAGAGAGAGAGAGAGAGAGAGAGAACUCCAGUUCGAAGUCGCGACAUUCCUGUUUGAAAGAAAGCCUCUUCCUAUGCUUUUCAAUCGAUCAAUAUCAAUCCAGCCUCUCGUGUGUCCGUACGCACGGGACUUACACGUACACGUCGAAUGAUAAACAGCUAUAUACACACGAAGAUACACACAGAGCAACAAAAAAAUAUAUGAAAAGAGAUAAACACUAUCUAUAAUAUUCACGAAGUGCGUUUUGCCUCCAGUUCCAUUUUAAUCUCCUAUUUGUAACUUGCCUUCCACACACUGGGAAAGCCUUACAUACAUGCGCGCAGAAAAAAAGAAAAAAGGAAAAAAAAAGCGAAAAAAAAACAAGAAAAAACGACGUCGACACCACUUUUGUUGAUAUAAUAAAUCACGGAGAAAAAAAAUAGGGAUGGGGGAUUAAAGGAAGUAAAGGCCACAGUGACCGGUGCAUUACUUUUCUUCGCCCAGGGGUGCGUGCCAGUCUCGUAAGCGGAGCAACCAGAUCGGAGAAACUGGUGUGAUUUUUGUGCGAUCCGUACGAUAAUGUUACUUAAGAACUUGAGAGCAAAGAACAUAAAUGCCGUACAGCGUACCAUCAUGCGUGUCGGUGAUUCAGUCAUAAUAUAUAUGUAAUAUAUAUUAUAUAUAUAUAUAUAUAUAUAUAAAAUUAAUUUACGAAGAAAUUAAGAAAAAAGAUGAAAGAGAUAAUUCCUCCACAGUCGUCCUUUAUUAUUUAAUAUCGAAGUGAGCAAAAUGAAGAAGAAGUACUUGUAUUUCUGGUGACCUAGAUCGCAUUGAUGAUCAUUAAACAGAGAAGAAAAAAAAAAAACAAAAAAAAAAGACAAAAUAAAUGUAUCCUCAUUUUUAGGUCACAGCUAACUCGAAUUCGUUUCCUUCAUUACCAAUGGACCUCUCGUUUCAGCAACCAUCUUUUUUGUGUUCGAUGGCAUCUAGAUACUUUGCUAUGAGAAUAUUUCAUUGUCCUCUGUGAACAGAUCCACUUUACAUAUCUAACUUUUCUCGCUAAAACUCCCCCCUCCGCCCCUUCCCCCGAAAAAACUCGAGGAGAUUAGACAUAGGUUACAAGAAAGUACGGUAUUAAUUGUAAUUAGGAACUUGCUCCGUUACACCUGAAAGAAAGAAAAAAAAUACUAAGCACAUUGGAUCUAUUUGUGUACUGUGGUAUUCUGUGUCCGAGGUGUUUCCACACUUUAUUAAGGGAAGAGAGAUCGUCAACACACGUUUUUUGUAAAAGUGGUUGUUAGUAUUCGACAGGCAUCUGUAUCUAAAUGCUUCCAAUCGCUUCGUUUCAUCGAACACUGAUACCUAGUGAUUAAGUCUCUUAUGUUACAAAGACUCUAUUCCAGUAUUUAAUAAUAGUAAUUUUAUAUAUCCGUA
Molecule: messenger RNA, 3511 nt
Organism: Odontomachus brunneus
Lineage: Eukaryota; Metazoa; Arthropoda; Insecta; Hymenoptera; Formicidae
Product: calmodulin
Exons: 4
Coding region: 434-883 (149 amino acids)
Molecular function (GO): enzyme regulator activity; calcium ion binding
Source: RefSeq, a predicted model, not a curated record